UCUAUAAAGCACCCUCGCCGUCCGAGGAAGGCGACCAUCCCCAGCAGAGAGAGACGAACCAGACCAUCGCGCCGCAUAGCAUGAGCAACACCGGCGGCGAGGAGGCGCUGAGGCAGCAGUACGUCCUCGGCGAGGAGAUCGGUCGCGGCCGCUUCGGGGUCGUCCGCCGCUGCUACUCCGCCGCCUCCGGGGAGUCCCUCGCCGUCAAGUCCACGCCCAAGGCGCCGCUCCGGGACAAGUCCGACCCGCUCGACCUGGCCCUGGCCGAGCAGGAGCCCAAGGUGCACCUCCUCGCCUCCGCGCCGCCCUGCAGCCCGCACGUGGUCGCGCUCCACGCCGCCUUCGAGGACGCGCACGCCGUCCACCUCGUCAUCGACCUCUGCGACGGCGGGGACCUCUUCUCCCUCAUCUCCGCCCGCGGCCGCCUCCCCGAGCACGAGGCCGCCGGGAUCGCGGCCCAGCUCGCCGCCGCGCUCGCGGCCUGCCACCGCCGCGGGGUCGCGCACCGGGACGUCAAGCCCGACAACCUCCUCUUCGACGCCGCCACGGGCGCGCUCAAGCUCGGCGACUUCGGCUCCGCGGAGUGGUUCGUGGACGGGCGGGCCAUGUCGGGGUUGGUGGGAACGCCCUACUACGUCGCGCCCGAGGUGGUCGCCGGGAGGGAGUACGGCGAGAAGGUGGACGUGUGGAGCGCCGGGGUGGUGCUGUACAUGAUGCUCUCCGGGACCGUGCCCUUCUACGGCGCCACCGCGCCCGAGAUCUUCGAGGCCGUGCUCCGUGGCACCCUGCGCUUCCCUCCGCGCGCCUUCGCGAAAGUCUCGCCUGAGGCUAAGGACCUCCUGCGCCGCAUGCUGUGCAGGGACGUCUCCCGGAGGUUCUCCGCCGAGCAGGUCCUGAGGCAUCCAUGGAUCGUGAGCCGUGGCGGGAAUGCGGUGGCGGACUGAAGACGAUCGACAUGUUUCAUGCGCUCCCUCCACGGCUCCACCUGUAGAUAGAUCUUCAGAGAGAUGACGACCCUGUGAGUCUUUUGCCCUGUUAAUUUCCGGCAAAUCGGCCUUGGACAGAGCAGUGGUGGACUGGUAGAUGAAAUAGUGCUAGUAACCGGAACUUCCUUGUUUGUUCUAAAUCUGUGAAAGUGUGAAGUCCUUGCUCAGUUUUUCUAGCUUGUAGACAGACUUUGUUCAGGCAAAAAUGGAACAGAGAAUCUGGGUGUUUUUGUACUCAUCACCUAUGUGUUGCUUCA
Molecule: messenger RNA, 1243 nt
Organism: Lolium perenne
Lineage: Eukaryota; Viridiplantae; Streptophyta; Magnoliopsida; Poales; Poaceae
Product: phosphoenolpyruvate carboxylase kinase 2-like
Biological process (GO): protein phosphorylation
Molecular function (GO): protein kinase activity; ATP binding
Source: RefSeq, a predicted model, not a curated record